GGAAUUAAGUAAACAGGAGCCAAGAUGUCCAGCCAAGAGUAUCUGCAUUUCUACAAUAUGGAAUUACCAUUUUUUUCCUUUGCACUGAACAUUUGACCUUUGCACAUAAAACAUGACAGACCACGGACUCUCCUCCACAGUUUGAUGAACUGAAGAUUUGAAGAGUAGCCUUUGUGCAAUGUGGCAAAAAAUAGGAAGGGUCCUUGCCGUCGUUCUUUUCACCGCUCUUUAUUGUAAGGUGUCUGGAGCUGCAGAGGCUGCAAGGCAACUGGACAUGGCCCCAGAUGCUGUGGAUGACCUGUACGAUGGAUGUCGGGACAAGGUCCUGGAGAAAGUUGUCCAGUCAGGCCUGCUGAAAGAGGAACUAAGCCGCAAUGAGGAAUUCAACACAGCAUGGUCACGGAAUACCAAGUGUUCAAAGCUGAUCCCUGGAGGACUAAAGGAACACACAGCGGCACUGGCAACAUAUGCUAACGAAGGCCAGAAGUUCAGAAAGACCUUUAACAAUGCAGUGGAAGCUGCUGGGAAUGCUAGUCUCUAUGAAAGCUCCUUCAAUUUCAAGUCACUUCACUUCCUACUGAUGGAUUCCAUGAGGCUGUUGAAUAACACUACCUGUAAGACUGUGUACCGUGCCUCAGAAACAAAGUACACGGUGCAAAAUGGUUCAGAGGUGAGAUUCGGUAGGUUCACCGCAGCUCGUCCUGACCUUUCGGCGGUGAAGGAAGACGUCUACGAUGGAGGGGUCUUAUUCCAUAUUACCUCCUGCUCACUUCUCAAUAUGGAGGAAAACAUAUGCCAAGCAUCAGAAAUAGAACAACUCUUGUCCCCAGCUGAAGUGUUCAAGGUGGAGGAUGUAAGGGAUGUUCAUGAUGAAGCUGAAUUCACGGAGAUAAUUUUGAAACAUUCAAGAUUUUUAAGCAAACACAACUGUUACCUUUUCCCUCGGUCUCCAAGUGGCUCAUCAGUCCUGCAAACAGCCAGUAUUGUAUUGGUGCUUCUGGCUUUAUCUGUUUUUUUUGUUUAAUUGUUGAGCUGACACAAAAGGAGUCUUCGACCACUCUCGUAGGUGGCUGUGAAUAAAAGAAAGAAAAAAAAAAAACUCCUCUGAUUUGCACACCAUGACAUAACGCUUUCAAAAUUUUCCAAUUUUCCUGCCAAGAAACAGGAACAAAGACUGUAAAAUUAAAUAAAUACAUAAAUAAACCAGACUGCCCUUUCUUUCACAUUUCAUAGAUUAAUUCCAAUGCAGUAUAUGAACCUGACCACAAAUUUCCUUUUCAGUGCUGUGUGUGUGUAUGCGCACGCGCGUGCGUGUCUGUGUGUGUGUAAGACAGCACCAUUUUUUGUGAUUACUCAAAACUAUGGAUAAUUAAAUAAAAAAAAAAAAGUAAAAUAGAAUUCAACAACAUGGUUUGUCAUUGUCACACACAGAUACAACAAAAGGUAUAAGAAAAGCUUUUAUACUAUUUUCACGGCAUAUACAUCAGUAAAAUACAAACACACUGCCACCACAAUAUAUAAUCUCACUACUUGCACAAUGUGUAUGUGUGUCUACGUGUGUAUCUGCAUCUUUCUGUACAAAUGUUGUAACACCCACUUCGGCUCACUAUAUACAAAAAUCACUCUUUGACACGUGGACAUAGAAUAGACAUAAGCAGCAGCCCUUCAAGAGAGAAGUCUGUUGUCAAUGGCACAUGCCUGCUUCAACUAACAAUAAGAACAAAUAAGUACUUGUGAGUUCAAGUUCUUAGUCAUUAGUUUGCAGGUUACAUCCAGUCAAUCUCAUUUAACACCAGUGCCAUAAUCGUUUAUUUUAAGGAAAUAAAAUUGGAC
This is a messenger RNA of Myripristis murdjan (pinecone soldierfish), 1833 nucleotides long. RefSeq names its product T-cell ecto-ADP-ribosyltransferase 1. The record is from RefSeq and is a predicted model, not a curated record. Lineage: Eukaryota; Metazoa; Chordata; Actinopteri; Holocentriformes; Holocentridae. Bases 179 to 1024 code for a protein of 281 amino acids. The transcript is spliced from 4 exons. Gene Ontology annotation, molecular function: NAD+ poly-ADP-ribosyltransferase activity; NAD+-protein-arginine ADP-ribosyltransferase activity.